Messenger RNA from Diabrotica balteata, 2088 nucleotides. The record is from the annotation of a GenBank genome assembly. Lineage: Eukaryota; Metazoa; Arthropoda; Insecta; Coleoptera; Chrysomelidae.
UGACAUUUAAGUAAUAAUUGUUUGUUUUUUUUCUAAUUUGCAUAUUGUGGUAUAAACUCUAUAAAACUUGUUAUAUCCUUAAAAAAACCUCAUCAUGAAAUCAAAUAACAUAACUAAAACCAGAAUCGUACAACAAUUAGAGAUAUAAUUGUUACGUCAUUGAAUUAGAAUGUUUAUAAAUAAACGAGAAGACCAACCAUCAACAUCUCAUGGUCACAGAAUGUCAUAUCUAAAUGUUUUCCUGAAAACAGAAUUAACAUGUAUACCAAGUAUAUUAAGUAAGUGUCUAGGAGAUUAUUACAAUAAUGCUUUAUGUAAUGGAGCAACAUGGGUAUUUGCUUUCUGGUGGAUUCUACAUAUGGGCUUUAAUAAGUGUCUUAAUGCUCUAUUCAAGAGAUUGAAAUUCAAACAAUUUGAACGUGAUAGACUGAUUAAUACUCUAUGGUAUUUAGGAUUUUAUGGUACAGGUCUAGCAUACUGUGGAGCAGCUCUUUCUCAAAACGAAGUGGAACUGUUCAACUUUAAAAAUAUGCACGUACCUACUAAUAACAACCUUCCAACUCAAGUUGUACUUGGGUAUACUUUGAUCUUGACUUUUUAUUUACAUACAAGUAUCUGGGAAGGUAUCACCAAAGCACGUGUUGUGAAUAUGCUUGCUUAUUUGUUUCUGUUUUUGUUUAUUCUAUCUUCAUAUAUUUUGAGAGUCGUGGAAAUAUCCUUUUCGCUUUCUGCUUUGAUCAGUAUUGCACAAGUGGUUGUACAGAUCACAAGGGGUCUUUUUGUGAUUUUGGAUCAGAAAUCCUUUUAUUAUAAGUUGUUUAUAGCUGCAUUGUUUGUCGUAACGUUUGCUAUACAUGUAGCCGUUUAUUUCAUUGUGAUACCACUGACUUUUAUAGUACCACUUGGUAUAAGGAUUCUAUCGGAUUAUCCCAACAUUCUUUUACUGUUUUUGUUCUUUAAUCUACUGGGAUGGAUGAUUAGUGAAAUAUACCAGUCAGUGAUCUUUAAGUUUGCAUAUCAUUGGUUAUACCACAGUCCGGACUCUAAGCGAAAAGAUAGCAUCAGCAGUAACGAGAGCUAUGAACCCUUGGAUAAAAUCCAAAGAUGCUCGAUAAGUUUGAUAGAAUGUAGCCUAUUUUUACCAAGAGACGAUCUCGCUUUUGAAAUACAAAGAGUGCGAAGAGAAAUUCAAGAACGACAAAGCAAGUUAAUGGCUCUGAGGAAACCGAAGAACAUGUUUGUCCAAACGCUUAAAUGUAUGCUUACAAUAAACAAGAAAAUUAAAGAAAGACGUCGACGAUCAGAAUCUGAAAGUUCUGACAAUACCGAAGAUUUCCAAGAGGACCUACUGGCAGAGGAAAGAGAAAUGUUAUCGGAAAAUUUAUCUGAUUCAGACGACUUUGACGACACUUCAACCGAUAGCGGCGGAAAAGAGUGCGGCGGGUUUAAAAUCCGUAGAUCUGAAGAACUGUUGUAUAUUCCAAAGGUUGAAGAAGGGAGUGAUGAAAGAGAUGAAGUAAAAACUGAUGACGAUGUUGACACAGUUAAAAAUGAGUCUGAAGCAUCAGAUGAUAAUAAAACUGUAGAUUCAGAAUCAGACGUCAUCGUCCACCACUCAUAGGUUUGUUUUGGGUAUCAGUUUCUGUUAGCUUGAUGCUGGAAGUAAAACAUUGUAUUUUUUCUAUGACCAUAUUUAUCUCUUAGUAAAUAAGGAGUAUUUUUGCUAUUAACAUAGACAUCUAUACAUACUAUAAACAUUUAUAAGAUCUAUAAUGUAUAGGCUUUUUAUAGAAUGUUAUAUUUAGAAUGAACAUUGAAUUUUAAGUAGAAAACUAUAUCCAGCACCUCUUAAGGAAAAACUUAUUUUUUAUGUGGUCGUAGGAAAAAUCUUUUAAAUGUACCUGUAUUAGUUCCUUUUUGUUGUUUUGUGAUGUUUUCUGUUAGUGAUUUUUGUUGAUUAUGUAUUAACGUAUCGUCCUAUCCUUUGUCUAUAUAUAUGAAGUCCAUAGAAAGCACAUCUUGAUAGUCGAUGAGAAUAUUUUUAAAACGGCCUACUAUAACGUUUCAGAUAGUGAUAUUAAAAUGUUA